Messenger RNA from Eupeodes corollae, 1073 nucleotides. RefSeq names its product lipopolysaccharide-induced tumor necrosis factor-alpha factor homolog. The transcript has 3 exons. The record is from RefSeq and is a predicted model, not a curated record. Gene Ontology annotation, molecular function: zinc ion binding. The coding region runs from base 132 to 560 and encodes 142 amino acids. NCBI's taxonomy places the organism in Eukaryota, Metazoa, Arthropoda, Insecta, Diptera, Syrphidae.
GGUAAUUCUGUUUAUCAGUUUGAUAGAAACUUUCAUAUUCUACAGUCCCUACUUAAACCCGUGGUUAAUCAAAUAAUUAAACCUCUGCUAGCAUCAAAAUUUUCAAAAUCGAAAAACAUCAUAAGCUCCUAAUGGAAAAGGAAAACUUAUAUCCUGAAAUGUCAACUUAUGAACAUUUGCAAAAUGCGCCUCCAAACUACAAUCAAACUUAUCCCGAAAUGAUGCCAUCAUCAGCAGGUGUUCCACCAUCAGGAGCCAUGAUGCAAAACAUCCCAAUUCAGGGACAACAGCCUCAAUUACAACCCAUUACAAUUCAAAAUAUUCCACCAAUUCCACCACUUGGACCACAUCCUUGUCUCGUUUCAUGUCCAAGCUGCUAUCAAAAGAAGAUGACCAUUGUACGCCCGGAAGCUGCCACAAAAACUCAUCUAUUUGCAGCUGUUUUAUGUCUGGUUGGGUUGUGUUGCUGUGUUUGCGUUCCUUAUUUUGUUGAUAGCUGCAAAAAUGCCAACCAUUAUUGCAGCAAUUGCGGUGCAUUCUUAGGAACUUACAACAAGUAAAUUGCCAUGCUGCGUGACAAGGAGCAGAAAAGGAUGUUGAGAGUUUUUGUGUGUUUUUUUUUCAAAAGUUAACCAUGACCUUAAGUGAAAAUUGUAACGUGACGGAAAAUUGUGAGUAGGUUCAACAUGUUUUAUAACAAAAAAUCAAUUUUCAAGAUCAUGCACUAAGAGACAUGAAAUUUUGUACAUUUUUCUAAAGAUUGGCAUAUUUUACAAUGAUUCUGAUUCUAAAAAAUAAAUCUUAUUUCGAUUAUUUUAAAACCUAAAAAAACAUGGUUUUUGUUUAUAAAAGAACGAAAAAAUCAAUAAAUCGUGUUGAUUGUGGGUUUUUUUUUGUUUAAGUGAGAUAACCUUUCGACCCUUAACAAACAAGAUUAUUAAUUAAGCAUAAAAUCAUGAUUUUGUGUAAAAUGUAUUUAAUUGGAUGGUUUCAUUUAGAUUAAGAUAUUUUGCUACACUAUAUUUAUCCGUUGUAUAGUUGUUUGUUGAGUCAUAAAAGUUCCCCGCAAGUAA